Molecule: messenger RNA, 2439 nt
Organism: Ctenopharyngodon idella (grass carp)
Lineage: Eukaryota; Metazoa; Chordata; Actinopteri; Cypriniformes; Xenocyprididae
Gene: prodh2
Product: proline dehydrogenase 2
Exons: 11
Coding region: 639-2030 (463 amino acids)
Cellular component (GO): mitochondrion
Molecular function (GO): proline dehydrogenase activity; FAD binding
Source: RefSeq, a predicted model, not a curated record
GCAGUUGUUAAUUUAAUAAAUUGUAGUAUCAAUGCUUUUUCGAAAUAUUAACUAUGCUGUGACUUCAAAGUGGUUAUUAACCAGUAAGUAUAUCAGUGUGGUUCCAAAUUCAAAGUGUACCAAAUUUGAUUUAAAACUUCUUAAAGUUGUCAAGCAUUAAAAAAGUAGCUAUUGAUGUUCUGUCAUAUUUUGCAAAGAAGUUGGGGCACAAUGUGUCUACCCCUUACCCUUAAUGUCCCAAAGUUCAAACGGCACGUCAGUCAUUAACCAAUAUGCCUAAAACGAACCUCCCCUCUCUCUGCCCCAUUCAUUUGCUCUCAUCCUGUGUUUAUUUGCACUGGAAACAUUACACAGAACCUGCAUAUGUUGGUCUUGGCGUCCAUAAUUACAGGUGUCACUGAUGUUUGGUCUGUAGAGAUCUGUCCAAAUCGUUUUGGUCUGUAUAUGUAGAUGUAGUUGUAUGUAUGAAUAUAUACAACACACAUUAACUGAAAUUGCACAAUAUUGAAGCAUUGCUGAAAGAACGGCUGCAAUGUGUCACUUCUGCAACUCUUAAGAUUAGAUUUGUGCACGGAUCAAUAGGUGUUUCAUAAAAACAGCCUCUCUGAGCAUCUUUAAGAAUUGUGAGCGCAGUGGAGAUGUGUUCUCUUCUUCGGCCACCAGUAUUAAGUCGUUUCAUAUCUGUGCGGCUCAAGAGUGUGGCUGCCGCAAAACAUGGUCCAGACCUCUGUAACCCCUCAUCACCUGGCUUUCUGACCUUUGAGGAUCCUCAAGCAUUCAAGGUGAAGAGUUUUUGGGAGCUGAUCCGAGCCCUCGGAGUCUUCAGGCUUUGCUCGUUCCCUGCACUGGUUAACAACUGUGGAAAGCUGAUGACCUUCACAAGGAUGGUUUUGGGUAAGCGAGGUUUCUCCAUGGUUGUACGCCCAUCUGUGUAUGCUCAGUUUGUUGCUGGGGAAACAGAAUGUGAGAUCGCAGACUGCAUGCAAAAAAUGAGCUCGCUGGGGCUCCACCCCAUGUUAGCCGUCCCCAUUGAAGAGGACCUAGGAGAGAGUAUUGGGGAGCAGCGAUAUGAAGACAACCUGGCGGCCAUGCUAGAGUGUGUCCACAUGUCUCACAUUAACGGCUGGAGUAAGAAUCCCAUGAUGCAGCUGAAGAUCACAGCACUAGUCAGCCCUGAGCUGUGUGUUAAGCUGACGUCUCUGCUGAAGACAGAGCAGUAUGAUCUGAACAUGCUUGUGAGAGCCAUGGAGGGAGAGGAAGUCAUGUUUCCUGGUCUGACUGAGAGUGAAAACGCACACUUACUAUUCGGCCUUCGGAGACUCAACAAAAUAGGAGAGGCAAGUGUUAAUAAAGUCCGUGUUCUGGUGGAUGCUGAGUACACUUACAUGAAUCCUGCCCUGUCACUCAUCACCAUGGCUAUGAUGAAGAAAUUCAAUCAACAAAGCGCCUGGAUCUGGAACACAUAUCAGUGCUACCUUAAGGAAUCAAAGACUCUAUUACUUGAUGCCAUUCAGACAUCCAUCGAUCAGACUUUCUGUAUUGGCGUUAAACUCGUCAGAGGUGCUUACAUGGACAAAGAGAGAAAACUAGCCCAAAAAGAAGGGCGAAAAGAUCCAAUUCAUGAAUCAUGGGAACAUACUAAUGACAGUUAUAACGGAUGUCUAGAGAUCAUGCUGAACCUCAUUUCAGAGAAACCUGAACGUUAUAUGAUUAUUGUGGCCACUCACAAUGAAGAAUCAGUCAGACGGGCAGUGACACGGAUGGAAGACUUGGGGCUUCACAGAGAUGGCAACUCUGUCUGUUUUGGUCAGCUGCUGGGCAUGUGUGACCAUGUAUCUCUUACUCUAGCCCAGCAUGGUUUCUCAGUGUAUAAGUCAGUGCCGUACGGCUCAGUGGACGACACACUGCCAUAUCUGGUGCGAAGGGCUCAGGAGAACCGCACUGUGCUCCAGGGAAUCCGUAAGGAAAGAGAUCUACUCAGACAGGAGCUCCGCCGCAGACUCAAAGAAAAGGUCACAGGGGCCAGAUAGAAAAACUGCAAAAGAGAAAAAAAUCGGGCAAGUGGCAAAAGACUUUCAAUACAUCCUAACUCGAAUGACUGCCUUGCAUUCAAGACAGAAGUCCUUCUAAGAUGUGGAAAAUAGUGCCUUCUAGUGGACUUUUAUGAUUUAGAAUUGAAGUGAACAUGAAAUCAAAAUUGGCCCUUUCCUAAUGAUGUUUCUGAUCUUAUCAUAUACAUUUGCAUAAGAAUCAAAAUGCACAAUUCAUCUUUCCAAAUUAUUCCAAAGAAAAACGCUUGCCUUUGUAACAUAUAUUGCAUAUAUGUACAUCAGAAACACAUUAUUCAACACUGUGCACAUUCAGUGGUAUUUGCCUCGGUUGUCAGUUCAAGAGCAACCACAAUGUGAGAAUCAAAUAAAAUAUAUUAAAAUAUAUCAA